Messenger RNA from Ictidomys tridecemlineatus (thirteen-lined ground squirrel), 1432 nucleotides. Lineage: Eukaryota; Metazoa; Chordata; Mammalia; Rodentia; Sciuridae. The record is from RefSeq and is a predicted model, not a curated record.
CCUGGGCCGUGCGGUACUCCGCAGCAUCACGUGCCAGGGUGGGGGCUAUAAAAUCCAGGAGCCCGGGAGCCGGGGCGGGGGACGUGAGGACCAGCCCUCUCCAGGGACCCCUUUGUUCCCGGCCCAGACGCCGACACCUUCGCGUCCCCAAGGGCUUGACCGCCGGCGUCCACGCUGCUCCGGGGCAGAGCUCAGAACACAAGAGCGGAGGGGGCGCCGCGGCCAGCCGGGCCCUCCAGCCAUUCGUCCCUCCCGACAUGUCGCGCUCUUUCUAUGUCGAUUCGCUUAUCAUCAAGGACACCUCACGGCCUGCACCCUCGCUGCCUGAACCUCACCCCGGGCCGGAUUUCUUCAUCCCGCUGGGCAUGCCAUCCCCAUUGGUGAUGUCGGUGUCGGGGCCCGGCUGCCCGUCCCGCAAAAGCGGUGCUUUCUGCGUGUGCCCGCUCUGCGUCACUUCGCACCUGCACUCCUCUCCCGCUUUGGGGCACCCACAGCAUCACGCACCUGUCUGUGCUGCCACCACCUACAACGUGGCGGAUCCGCGGAGAUUCCACUGCCUCACCAUGGGAGGCUCCGACACCAGCCAGGUACCCAAUGGCAAGAGGAUGAGAACGGCGUUUACCAGCACUCAGCUCCUGGAGCUGGAGCGGGAAUUCUCUUCCAACAUGUACCUGUCUCGACUCCGGAGGAUCGAAAUCGCUACGUACCUGAACCUGUCGGAGAAGCAGGUGAAAAUCUGGUUUCAGAACCGCCGGGUGAAGCACAAGAAGGAGGGGAAGGGCUCCCAGAGGAACAGUCACGCGGGCUGCAAGUGCGUCGGUAGCCAAGCUCAUUACGCGCGUUCGGAGGACGAGGACUCCUUGUCCCCAGCCUCCGCUAAUGAAGACAAGGAGAUUUCCCCUUUAUGAGGGGGUCUCCCCAACCCUGCCCCGCGCACACCAGCUGCUCCCGUAGCUAACACCUAGGGCAUCCCGGGGCCAAAACUCUCGCCCAUCGCCCUCGUCCCAUCUGGAGAAGGAACUAGAGGCUAAGUCAUGGGAGUUCAAAGCUGGGCCUGACCCUUCGCAUCUCCUUCUUGACCUGUUUAUAGAUCAUUUAUUAAAACAAUGUAAAUAAUCUAGAAUUCAACUCAGUCUUAUUAUAUAACAGAAGAAAAACAGGGUUGGUUUACUACUGUAAAGGGUUUUUUGAAAGUGCAUGUCAUUUCUAUGUCCCUGUUUUUCAGAACCUGAUAAGAACACAGGUUUCUUCAUUAUUUUUGUUGUUAUUUUAAACUGAAAUCAAUGAGGUUACCAAUAACUUAGAAAUUAAACCCUGUAGGUCUUGCUUUCUGAAAAUUUGCCUGGGGAGAGUUUCCAAUCCAUGUUGCUGGAAGUCCCUUCAUAUGUGAAUAGUUUUAUAUAAAAUUUAUAUUUAUAUUUAUUUAAAUAAA